Acanthochromis polyacanthus (spiny chromis) is the source of this 661-nucleotide messenger RNA. Its product is annotated as gamma-crystallin M3-like. The record is from RefSeq and is a predicted model, not a curated record. Gene Ontology annotation, molecular function: structural constituent of eye lens. NCBI's taxonomy places the organism in Eukaryota, Metazoa, Chordata, Actinopteri, Pomacentridae. The transcript is spliced from 3 exons. The coding region runs from base 60 to 614 and encodes 184 amino acids. Gene Ontology annotation, biological process: visual perception; lens development in camera-type eye.
ACCAGGUAGGAAAGCAGUGCAGCAGCAGCAAUAGCAACAACAACUCAUCUGCAGCAAACAUGAGCAACUCCGGCAUGAACAUGAGGGGCAAGAUCAUCUUCUACGAGGACAGGAACUUCCAGGGUCGUUCCUAUGAGUGCAUGAGCGACUGCUCUGACAUGUCCUCUGUCCUGAGCAGGUGUCACUCUGCCAGGGUGGAGAGCGGCUGCUUCAUGGUCUACGACCGCCCCAACUUCAUGGGAAACCAGUAUCUGAUGAGGAGGGGCGAGUACGCCGACUACAUGAGCAUGAUGGGCAUGAGGGAGUGCAUCAGGUCCUGCCGUAUGAUCCCCAUGCACAGAGGCCAGUUCAGGAUGAGGAUCUAUGAGAGGGAGAACUUCGCCGGUCAGAUGACUGAGCUGAUGGACGACUGCGACAACAUCAUGGACCGUUUCCGCAUGUCCGACUGCAUGUCCUGCAACGUGAUGGACGGCCACUGGCUGAUGUACGAGCAGCCCCACUUCAGAGGCAGGAUGAUGUACCUGAGGCCUGGAGAGUACAGGAGCUUCAGGGAGAUGGGAAUGAGCGGCAUGAGGUUCAUGAGCAUGAGGCGCAUCAUGGACUCCUGCAUGUAAAUGUUCACUGUUCAAUGUCAAUAAAUAAAAAACCUAUUCUGCACUAA